This is a messenger RNA of Saitoella complicata NRRL Y-17804, 1014 nucleotides long. RefSeq lists its product as uncharacterized. The record is from RefSeq and is a predicted model, not a curated record. Lineage: Eukaryota; Fungi; Ascomycota; Saitoellomycetes; Saitoellales; Saitoellaceae. The transcript has a single exon. The coding region runs from base 1 to 1014 and encodes 337 amino acids.
AUGGUCAAGAUCUUCCUCGUCGCUUCCGCCUUAAUGGCUUCCGCCGUUACUAUGGUUCAGGGUCAUUCCUGGAUUGAUACCAUCACCUCCGUCAAUAACUCUUCCAAUGUCGGAUACCCUCGUGGAUACAUGGGCCACAUUGAUGCUUACGAGACCUACGGCUUGAUCAACCAGCCCGACACCGCGUCUCUCUGCCGUGUGAACCAGCGUGAUCCGACGGACUACACGACCGAGUACCCCCGCUUGUCCACCUACGCCGGUGACUCCAUCGUCGCCAGCUACACCGAGAACGGUCACGUCACCAAGGACAAGCUCGCGCCUAACGGUACCACCCGUCCCGGAACCUACAACUGGUACUGGACUGGUGUUGCUUACGGCGGCGGCGACUCCGCCACUUCCUCCAGCCAACUCCACACCCUGUCUGAUUUGUCAGACUCGACCCUCUUGUCGGGACCCCACGACUUCGAUGACGGCAAGUGUGCAGUUGACUCUGACAAUAGUCUCGGUCGUGAUGGACCUAUCCCUUGUGAGGGUACGUUCACCAUUCCUUCGGGUACUGCGCCUGGUUUGUACAUGCUUGCCUGGGUUUGGAACUUCCCUAAGGUUCUGGAGGAGGGGUAUCAGGAGAUCUACACUACGUGUAUGGAUGUUGAGGUCUUGGCUGUGUCGGGUACGACCAACGAGGAGUCUACCGCUAGCGAUGAGGAGUCUAUCCUCGCCUCGGUCUCUUCGGCUGUUGCGUCGAGCUCUGCUGCCGCUUCCAGUACUAUCGCUAGUGAGACUUCGACAACUUCGACCUCGGCGUCGGUGAUGCCCUCGUCGGUGUCUGUGUCGAGUGUUUCUGAGGUUACUGCCACUCCGACGUCCAUAGCCAUGGCUGCUGCUUCCGCGUCCAGUGCUGCGCCGUCGCUGACUACGGUUGAGGUUGCCAAGACGUGUAAGCUGAGACGCAGGAAGCGGGCUGCUGCCAGUGCGAGUGCAAGUGCCAUUGCAAGCGCUACUGCCAUGAAAUGA